Drosophila kikkawai is the source of this 384-nucleotide messenger RNA. NCBI's taxonomy places the organism in Eukaryota, Metazoa, Arthropoda, Insecta, Diptera, Drosophilidae. The record is from RefSeq and is a predicted model, not a curated record.
AACCAAUCAACUGAUUUACUCAACUUCAGUUGGCUUUUCAAGUUUAAGAUGAAAGUACUUAUAAUUUUCCUGAGCUUUGUGCUCGUUUUGGUGACAGCUGAGCCAUAUUUUUGUUCUCUGACGCCCUCCUAUGGCAAUUGCAAAGAAAAUUACACGAUGUGGGCCUAUUCAGAACGCGACAACGCAUGCUUCAUCCAUAUCUACUCGGGUUGUGGCGGCAAUCACAACCGCUUUAUGGACGAGGAGUUAUGCAUCGACACCUGUAUAAAUCCAUAUAACUUGGAUGUAGAAUGAUAUUCCAGUGAGCAAAAAAUGACUUUAAAAACACAAAACAAUGUUUCUAAGUAAGGGUCAUUUGUCCAAUAAAGAAGCAUGUAAAUAUAA